Penicillium canescens is the source of this 1041-nucleotide messenger RNA. RefSeq lists its product as uncharacterized. The record is from RefSeq and is a predicted model, not a curated record. The coding region runs from base 1 to 702 and encodes 233 amino acids. Lineage: Eukaryota; Fungi; Ascomycota; Eurotiomycetes; Eurotiales; Aspergillaceae. The transcript is spliced from 2 exons. Gene Ontology annotation, cellular component: cytoplasm.
AUGGAACUGCAUGCCGAGGGCGAAGACUUCUGUCACAAUUUCAUCGAAUACUUGAAUACCGAGUCAAGUCCUAAUGGACUUCCCAAACAAGUUACUGUCACAGAGAGCGAACUCCGCCAACGGCUGUUUGGCACCGAAAAGGAGAAGAAAAAGAAGAUUCGGAUGGUGGUUUUCUCUGGUGCAAUGGGCAGCUAUACUGUUGAGGACAUUAGCCAGUUGAAGUCGAAAAACUCCCUGGUCAAGUUGCCGAAAGGCCAGUCCGGAUACAAGAGCGGCAGGUUGGGCCACUCGGCCAUGGAAGGAAGCGAGCCCGAACAGCUGUUGUUGGAGGGUGCUUUCGUGCAUCACAAGCUCCUGACUUCGAUCAAGGUCUACCACGGCCUUGCACUGGAUGGCCUCGAGUUUUUCUACGCGGAUAAGACCAGCCAACUCUUUGGCAAACGAGGAGGCAAGCCCGAUGGUGAUGAGUUCACCCUUGAUGUCCGCCGCGGUGAAAUUUUGCUUGGGUUCUAUGUCCGGGCUGGCCUCUGGAUUGAUGGAAUCGAGAUUCUCACGAGUUUGGGAAGGAAAUCAGGUGUAUAUGGAAAUGCCGUUGGCGGCUCAGGUCACACCUUGAUCCCACCCCUGGGUUACAAGAUUGCUGGAAUCGCCGGCUCUUGUGCAUCUUGGGUCGAUGGAUUCUCGCUGAUCAUACAACAUUGAUAGCUAUACGCUAUACACCGAUAUUCUACACAAACGGCCCUCCCGGCUCAUGAUCUCGAUACUCAUGCUUCCCUGAUGUGGCCUGAAACACGGGCGGAUCAUCAUAACACGACAUGGCGGGCCAUGGAUGCUCAGACAUCCCUUCCUCCAUCCCUCUCUCACUCUCUCACAACCAUACCCACCUUCAUUGAAAGGCCAUUCUAGCCUGAUACUUUUCUUGCCUUGCCUUUUUACACGCUUUCCCUCCUACCGGGGAAUGGGCAUCCAGGAUCCAGGAACCAGGCACUCAUUUGCCAUUGCAUUUACCAUUUUCCAAGGUUCCACCGGGCUCUGUCUAUG